Molecule: messenger RNA, 5282 nt
Organism: Peromyscus californicus insignis
Lineage: Eukaryota; Metazoa; Chordata; Mammalia; Rodentia; Cricetidae
Gene: Fbxo47
Product: F-box protein 47
Exons: 11
Coding region: 403-1761 (452 amino acids)
Molecular function (GO): protein binding
Source: RefSeq, a predicted model, not a curated record
GGGGCUGCCUGCCAUUCCUGAGGGGGCUGAGGAGCCUCCUCCCGCGGGGGCUGCUGGGAGGGCUCCGAGUGUCCGUGAGGGGCGGGCCGAGGAGCCCAAGCGGCUUGGUAUUCCUGAGGGGGCGGAGCCUCCUCCCGCGGGGGCUCCUGGGAGAAUUCUAAAAUCGACUUGAGGCGCGGGGGGCGCCCGAGAGCCGAGGACGCCGCUCCGGAGCGGGGCGGAGCGGAGCAGCCGAGCAGGAGGCUGCUGUCGUCUCUGGCGGGAAAAGCCUGAGGAGAUUUCCUCUUUUAAGUGUUGUGCGAUCUGAGGAUGGGAGGUCGAGACGACUAAGUCCCACUGUCCUGUGAUACUGUAGCCGGAAAACUGUCGAAAUCUGUGGAUAAAUCCAUGGGAUAAGAAAAGAUGGCGUCCAGAGUAAAUACCAGUUUCACUUUGAUACCCAACCAGAAAUGUAAACAACGUACUAACCAUCAACCCAGCUAUUUUUGCAACACCCCAGAUUUAGAUCCUCAACUCUUAUCUACGCUUGGAAAUUUUAAAGUCUUACCAUUGGAAAUAUUCCACAUAAUUUUAAGAUAUUUGUCAGUGAAGGAUAUUGGCAUGUUAAGCAUGGUAUCCAAAACAGUCAGCCAGCACAUAAUUAAUUAUAUCUCAACCUCAUCUGGAAGUAGAAGACUUUUAAUACAGAACUUUCAUAACCUUGAUCUGUCUGGCACAAAAGAAGAGACUCAUCUACUAGAUCACUACAGAGCUCUAGGUCUACUGUUUAAAAGAUGCACCUUGCUGCUUCCCACCAAGGACAGACUAAAGUACAUUCACAAGAUCCUCUCAGAAGUUUCCUGUUUUAAAUUCAAUGGCUGUUCGGCUCCUUUGCAAUGUGUAGGAUUACCAUGUUAUGGGAUGUUUUUACAGACCUUAACAGCGGGUUGGGAUGAACUUGAGUGCCAUCGUGUUUAUAACUACUUAUGUGAGUUGACUAAUCUCUCCCGUAAGAUGCAGACUGUUGUCUGUAACAAACCAGGAAGUUCCCGAAAACUAGAGUUAAGGAUUAGACUGUUCUGUAGGAAUGUCCUACUUGAUCACUGGACACAACGAAGUGAUUCUGCAUUUUGGUUGACUCGAAUAUUAAAACCAUGGCCAAUGGUGAAUCAGGCAAGAUUGCUAUAUAUUAUCUUUGGACCAACAGCUCCUCAAGAUGGGCAGGUGAUUUGGCAGGAAAUGGUAGAAGGACCCACAGACGAAUCCAGUUUGAAAGGUUUGGCUAAUGCCAUUAAGUUACUCUAUGACACAAGUACCAAGGAGUGGACGGCAGAUGAUGUUAUCAGUCUUGUAGAUGAGCUAUCAGUGGUUCCCCGGGAGUGGCUUCUGGAGAAUAAUGCACGCCUCCUAAUCCUGAGCGGGAACAACAUCUGCUUCACUUUCAUGGCCAGUAAAGCUGUGAACGGACGGGCCAUUGAGCUUGCGAGGCUCAUAGUCUUUUUGGCUUUGGUGUGUGAGAAAGAGCUAUAUUGCAUGGACUGGACAGUUAGAAUGAUGCAAAAAGUCUGCAAAGUCUUCAGCACUGCAGCAGAGAGAAAGAGCUUCCUGCAGAGCGUGGCAAAUGCUUUUGCCUGUGUCACCAUGGAAAUGCUGCAGCCUAUUAUGUCUGGAGAGCGUGAUGACGAUGACAGAGGCUUCCUGAAUUUGUUCCAUCUUCUGCAUGCUCAGGCGAACUUCCAUAAGGAGGUGCUGUAUUUGACCAUGAAUGCCUCCUCUUCCUAAGUCAAGAAGCUUGUCACUUAAAGAUUGUGUCUCCAGACUAGCGCUUAAGAGAGUGGCACUUUUUCACAUCCAAGGGUAGCACCUGUUGGACUUUUGAUAAUCUAAUUACCAGAAACUCCAGCUGCACAGGAUUUUAGCUGUAACUGUUUCACUCUGAUUAAUAUAAAAUAACAGGCAAACCCAAGAAUGUGUUGCUACUUUUCUGGAAAACAAGCUCUGCCUCUUCAGAUCUUGGUAAACUCAACAUCAAACCAAAGCAGAAUGUUAACUGUCCAAGAAUCUGCAGCCAGCUCAACCUGUUUGUGUGGCUCUUUGAAGCAAGAGCUAACUCGGCUUUAUUAAGAACAGAUUCACAUUCGUUAACUCGUGCUAUCUGUUCACUUUGCAUCGGCUGAGCAAAUAUGGCCCAAAUGUUUUGUGAGGAUUUGUAAUACUGUGUUUUAGAAUGUGCAUUAUGUAAGUCACAUUCCUUACCACCUUCUUAGCAUAUGGUUACAAAAUAAAUUUUAUAUUUCAUUUAUAUUUUGUAUGAAUUAACAGAAAAAAAUCCAAAAUAAGUAUGUGUGGAUACAUAUAUAUGUAUCUUUUUAUACAUGGAGACACAUAUACAUAUAUUUCCUGCAAGACAAUCACACAAAAGGUCUACAAAGAGAGGAAGGUGUGUGUAUGUGAGCUAUAGUCUUCAGAUAAUGGAAUCAUCUUGUAACUUCCCUGGGGAUUAGAGCAGAGAAUUGCAAGCAGGAGAAAAACAUAAUGAAAGUAAAUAGCUCUUCUGCUGCCAAAACAAUCUUCACAAGUGACUCCCCCUUCUUGGUAAGACAUUCCCUUGUCCCAGAAAGUGGGGUUUGAUGAUGGGAACUGAAAGCACACAUGGUUAGAGUAGCCAAAGAGAGAAGAUGGGGCAGGGGGAGAGAAAGAGUCCCAAAGAACUCUAGGCCCAUUCAGUAGACCUACCACCCACCUUCACCUCCACUUCCUAUGAAGGUAGUAUAACGCAGGGGGCCUCUGGAGCCCUGGCUUUCUCUUCUUGAAGCCUUCCCUCCAGGCAAAUGCAGGGCUUUGUACAUGCUAAGCAUGCAUUUUACCACUGAGCUGGAUCCCUAGCCCACUAUCACCUUCCCACUGGACUUCUCAGGGGCUGUCCUCUUUUCCUCAGAACACUGGGAGAUAAGGAAAUUACCUUCGGUGGCAGGGUGUAAAGAAAAUUCAUAGAUUUUUAGCAAAAGGGCUCUGAACAUUGGAUAGGACUGAGGAGUAGUGAAAAUUGUGGAGAAAUAAGAAUUGUGAUAACACCUUCAAUGUGGAAGGAUCAAAAUUAAUUGCCUUUUUGUUGUCCAAUUAUAAUUCUACUAGUGGGAAGAUUUUUUUUUUCCUCCAGAGUUUAUUUGAAGAUUUAGGGGGGAAACAUUCUUGCUUUUAUAAACCUUAUUCAUUUUCUUCAGCCCAGUUGAAGAAAUGAUCUUCAAUUAGCCUGGGCAGCCUAUGGUAACAGCAAGUACCAGCAUGCAAAGUAACACCUCAGAGCAUUGAUUUUUUUUUCCUGUGUCUCUGAUUUCCCAUAGCCACUUUGGAAAAAUUACUAUUUUUACCUCUCAAAACACUAGUGAUUUCAAGUUAACGUUAGCUACCACAUCUGGCUCUGAAGAUUUUGAUAAAUAGAUAACUUCAUUUUAUAGAGCUAAGAGUACUACUGCCUGCUCUUACAGAGAACUUGGGUUCAGUCCCCAGCACCCACAUAGCAACUUAAAACAAUCUGUAACUCCAGUUCCAGGGGAUCUCAUGCCUUCUUCUGGCCUAUGCAGGCAUACAUAUGGUGAAUAUCUAUCCAUCCAUCCAUCCAGACAAAACACCCACACAAAUAGAGUAAAUAUAAAUUUUUUUCUAAAAGAUAAUUUUAUUUUCUUAGAGAAAUGUGUCAUUAUGAAGUUUGUUUUAAUUCCUUGAAUUACAUAAGUCUCCACAAAAGUUAUUUUUAAAAAUUUUAUCAAAGAAGCAUGUUUUAAUGAAAACAAUUUAUUUUCUGUACUGGAAAUUUAACUUAGAGCCUCACACUAGAUAAGCAUUCUACUACUGAACUGUAAUCCUGGAUAAUUUAAAGUUUCUUUUAUUGGAAUUUGUGACUCUUUGCACCUUUGUUGGCAUAACUCGCUGCUAUAAAUUCUUUAAAAUUCACAUAAUUUUGUUAAUCUUGAUUAUUAUCCUCUCUUGUCCAGAAUUUGGAUCAGAAAAAAAUUUAGCCUAAGACUGCAGUAUAUAUCCUUUUUUCCUUCCUUCCUUGUUUGUUUGUUUUGUUAUUUAUUUUUCAAGAUAGGGUUUCUCAAGACAGGGUUUCUCUGGGUAGCCCUAUCUGUUCUGAUACUCUGUCUGUAGAUCAGGCUUGCCUCGAACUCACAGGGAUCAACCUGCCUGAGUGCUGGGAUUAAAGCCGAGUGCCACCACUGCCUGGCUUCUUUUUUUCUAUCUUUAAAUAGUAAAUUGACAAGUUUUUCAUUUAAAUGUUAAUAGAUAAAAUAAAUUUGGAAACAAAUCUGUGGUUUCCAUAAUUCAGUGAUCCAGUUGAUUUUGCUGAGUACAUUUGUCAUAAAAAAUAAAGUGAUUUUGAGUUUUAAAGAGGGACAUUAACUUGAAGGAAGCAUUUAUUCAGUGGUUUAAGUAACAGGCAGUCUGAUUAACCACAAAAAAUGGACCAUUUGAAAAUGAGUAGACUGAAACACUAGAACUGACUAGCCUAGAACUAACUAGAACAGUCACAAAAACACUUCGAAUUUUCCACCAGCCAGACAGUUUCUCCCGUCUGUCUAAACCAGAUCAGUCUCCAUGAUCACCGGAGACCUAGGACCCCAGGAUGUCUUUUCCCUUGGCCUCCUUUGGCUUCGGUUUAUAGGGUGGGCUUUCCAUCUCCAUCACUACAUUGCUUGUGUUGUUGUUUCUGUACACAUAGCAUAACAUGUUACUACUUACUUUAGAAACUGAAGUUUCUAUCUUAUAAUGACUAUCUUAACCAUGUGAAGCCAUAGAUUUCUCUCACACUGUUGUGAAUAAUGCCUCCUGUCUCCUCAGUCAGUAAGUAGCAGUUCAUGAGUUCCAGAGGCAAAGUUCAGCAUUGAUCAUCAGCAACUGCUUAUAAGUUCCUUCUCCUAGGCUACUCUGUUUGUACUUGCAGGACUUUAUUGUAGGGUAACUGCUCACCUUUGGAGAGCAGAGCCAGCAUGAGGUGCCCAGGAGAAGGUGUAAUGGCAGAACCAUUUUAUAUCUAAGAAAUAAACACUACCCUCUUUGUGGGAUUAUUGUCAAGGUCAGCAUCCUUAUGUAAGUAGUACUCAAUCACAUGAUUGCAGAUUUGUACAUGCCUUUGACAGCCUCUGUGCUUACUGGAAACCUUAUUAGCACUCCACUAGCAAUGUGCACUGUUAUCUCAAAAGCAUUGUGUUUUGCUAAACAUUUUUGAUACCUAAUAUUGUAUUUGUUAAACUUUAUUUAAUUUCUUAUUCAUCUUAAUAAAAUUAAGUUUAAACUGGGAA